AUGCUUUUGUGGACAACUAGGCUGUACCAAUACUUUACAUUCAAGUCAUUUACCCCGUUUCUCUCAUUCAUGGUUCCGUAUCUUGUUGAGAAGAAGGGAUUUUCAAUUGAUGAAAUGCACAACAGCUUCAGCCCGCUGUUUUUCAUCUCAUCGACGGCCGUUUCGCUUGUCUCGUUCCUGAUCAUAGAGCUUCUGGGCAACAGGAUGAGUCUUUUCGUCGACACUCUGCUUGAGAUAAUUGUGUACCUGAUAUUCAUAUUCAUGCCGUUCAGAAGCACAUUUCUUGUUUCGACUGCAUAUGUGCUUCACGGAGCAACCACGUCGUUUGGUGUUGUCAUGAAGUCCAUCCUCAGCUCCACGGCCGGCAAGAACGAAGACAAGAAUGUCAUUCUUUCAACAGCCACCAGCAUCAAGACAUUUGUGAGCGUCAUUUCGUCUUGGCUUGGCCAGGACAUCAUCAUGUGCGGAGGAACUCAUCUUGUAAACAUGUGUGUGUCUCUUUCAGGGCUAUCCCUUGCACUGCUAACUACAUUGACUCUUCCAGGCACCGGCCAUAGAGUAGAGAAGGCAAAGUUUGUGGAUAGCAUCAAGGCACCGACACAAAUGUGGAGCAUGAUGAAAGAUGCAUAUGCAAAGGAUGUGAUUGUUGCAUCAACACUGUCGUCGUCUGCAGGCAUUCUUUACAUAUGCCUGUCCUUUUAUUCAGCAGGGAUCUUUCUUGAGAAAAGAAGCGGCAUCGAAAGCAACACGAGGAUAAACAGAAUGAUGUUUUUGAUUGCAAAGCCAGUCCGCCUUCUUUCUUACACAAUAAUCAAGCUAUUUUCGCUUAUGGACAAUUCUAUUGUUUAUGAACUGAAUCCAAGCAAGGCCGUGAUAAUCCAUGGAUACAUUGAUGGGUGCUCGAAGAUUCUGUCGUCUCUCAUAGGCCUUCAGGUAUCGAGGGUCGUUUCGAAAGGCAUGUGCAUUCCACUUGGGUUUCUGGCAUCGGUAAUCGCCAUGGCAUUUGCUUUUCUUCUUUGGAUGUCAUCUUCCAUGUCGUGCUCAUACAUGUUCUACAUUCUUUCGUUUAUCGCGUCAUCUAUAUGCAAAACAAUAGCAAACAUGGGCUUACAGAAUGUGUGUGAUGCAACCCAGUAUAAGUUUGUUCUGAGCUUCAACCUGUUUUUGUCGUCGAUCAUACACAUUUCAAUCACGUGCUAUUCCAAACGGCAACUCCUAACUCUGAGGUCUAAACUUAUGGUUUAUUUCUAUGUAAAUGUGUUUUUUAUUGCGAUUGCGCUUGUUUUAUGGAUGCAUUGA
Messenger RNA from Ordospora pajunii, 1299 nucleotides. RefSeq lists its product as uncharacterized. The transcript has a single exon. Bases 1 to 1299 code for a protein of 432 amino acids. Lineage: Eukaryota; Fungi; Microsporidia; Ordosporidae. The record is from RefSeq and is a predicted model, not a curated record.